Hyposmocoma kahamanoa is the source of this 2532-nucleotide messenger RNA. RefSeq names its product G-protein coupled receptor Mth2-like. Gene Ontology annotation, biological process: G protein-coupled receptor signaling pathway; cell surface receptor signaling pathway. Gene Ontology annotation, cellular component: membrane. Lineage: Eukaryota; Metazoa; Arthropoda; Insecta; Lepidoptera; Cosmopterigidae. The transcript has 8 exons. The record is from RefSeq and is a predicted model, not a curated record. Gene Ontology annotation, molecular function: G protein-coupled receptor activity. Bases 82 to 1371 code for a protein of 429 amino acids.
GGUGAAAGAACAAUUAUGUACACUCUGAAGUGUUAAGUGAAUUAGUGCAAAGUGCCAAAUAAGAGAACAGGUUCAAUCAAGAUGGAAUGUAUGGUGAAAUUAACAGCAAUUACCAUAUUAGCAUUUAUUGUUACCGUUGUAUAUGGCAAUGAUUCGAGCGGACAAUGUUGUCCGCCAGGUCAAAUGAUUCUAAUUCACAAGAGAUCCAAAACAUUCUGCUGGGAACCAGAAGCCAACGUGACUUCGCCGUUGAGCAUCGGCUGUAAUGACACAGGGUUCAUUAAAGCUACAGAGGAUAUUGAUUUCAGUGUUGACGAUUAUGACCAGCUUAUAAUAAGAUUACAGAAUUUUGAAGUUGAAUAUGAAGCUGGCAGUUACUGCGUGGGUAAUUCGACAAUAUUGAGAAAUAACAGUGUUUAUCGUAAAUUGGCUGUAGUCUGCUACGAGGCAGACGUAGGAGUGAUAGCAGAUGAAACAUUCGGCUACUGCAUGUUCGUGUCGUCGCUGUUUCUAUUUCUUACUGCAUUGAUUUAUGUAUUAUUUAAGGAGCUUAGGGACCUUCUGGGCAAAAGCAUCAUCAACUUUUGCUUUAGUCUUGGAGUGGGACUUUGUAUAUUAGCUGUAAUGAAGAUUGUACCGUAUAUUGACAUGGAUCUCUGCGCUGCCAGAGGGUUCCUGGCAUAUUUUUUUGUAAUAGCUAGUUUCUUUUGGACAAAUUCGAUAUCCAUACAGAUAUUGAUAAGUAUGAAGCGGCCCUCCGUACUAAACUACGGUUGGAAAGAAUUCAUCUGGUACGCAAUCUACUCUUGGGGUAGCCCUGCUAUUUUAGCCAUGAUCAUGGCUAUAAUCAAUUUCAUGCCUGGAAAUCACUUGAAGCCUGGCCUGGGGUUAAACAACUGCUGGUUUUUUAAUACGAAACAGCAAUGGUGGUACAUGUACAGUGUCAUGACUUUAUUGAUACUAAUCAACAUUGGCAUCUUCAUCUACACGUCGUUUAUGCUUUGGCGAAACUCAUUCUCCUCCAGCCAUAUAAAAGCGUUGAGAUUCAAAUUUACAAUGACGUUAAGACUCUUCUUUGUUAUGGGUGUGCCUUGGAUAUUCGAGAUGAUUGGCACAAUGGUCAAGUCUCAUAUAGUAUGGGAAAUACUAGACUUAAUGAAUUCGCUACAAGGAGUGUUAGUAUUCCUAGUACUGGUUGUCUUCCGACGAAGAGUAGUUAAGCUGAUGCAUCAAAGAGGGUGGCUGGACUGCAUCUCAGGACCUGUUGAGAAAUGCUUGGCUGUUGGAGAGGACGAAGAAAAUGUGGUACAGCAUACGAUUGGAUAUCCAAUGGAUGAGCCGAAAAUUAAUGGAAAUGGGAUUGCUAAAUAGCAUUUCGCCAACUGGAAACUUAUAUAUCUUCAUUACAAAGGCCAAGAUUGUCUUUAGCUAUACGACUGUGAUCUCAGGCCUCCGACACUAGACACUACUCUGUUGUCAUAUCUCGCUUUUCUUUUGCUUUGGAGCGCCUAUAGAUAGGGCUACACAUUUAAUUUCAUUUGCUUUUUGACUAAGUGUGCAUAAAUUGUAUUUGGGUCAUAUGUUUCUAACCAUUUACAAAUUAAUAAAUCAAGUUAUUGUUUAAAUGUAUGCGAUAGACGCCAAUUUAUUCUAUAUAAAUGUCGGAGCCAGUAAUCGCUUCAAACGUAUUGUAACAGUAUUCGGUUUAUUGUUUACGUAAUGCGCUGUACAAAACUACAAAUCUUAGCUAAUAUUUUUACAUGUUGUUUUCUAAUCAUUAGAGAAACUAUUUACUAAACUUUCUACGAAUCGCAAUAACGAGUCUAGAUCACGGUUUCUUUGUUUACAAAUGUCACGUCAGUUUGACGGCUCAAAUUGGGGAGAACGUGAGAUGGAGAGGGGUGGCUCUGGAGUUAUAUAAAUCUGUUCAGUUUAAUCAGUUAUCUGACGUGGUCCUAUAAUAUGAUGGCCGUUGGUAGGCUUGCCAUGUGAAAAUAAAGAGUGAAAUGGAUGGGCAAUGUUUAUAAACAGCGCACAUUGACAAGAGGGGCUUUUUGUGUGACUUACUUGGAAAGUGAAGACGUAAGCGCGACCGCUCUCUGUGAACUUGCGUGACAUUUAAAAUCUGUUAUAACCUGAUCCGUCUUUUGUACUGUGACGGUGUGACCUCCUUACACCUUCAUCUCACCUUUUGUACAUGUACAUAUAUAUAUCUGUAAUUCAGUUUCUCGGCCCAUUUAGGAGUAAGUGCCUUUAUUAAAGUGUAGGGAGUGUUUUAUACUGUUGUAUCUGUUUUUUUACAUUUACCUUUUUAUUGUUACAACCCUUUCAGUACUUUCAAACUAGUUACUGUAAAAAGUGGAUAAACGAAUUAAUUGCAAUCAACUGACAUUAUUAUUUCAUCGCCGACUGAACGAAUUGAUAACGAAAAGUGAAUAGGCUAAUUAUCAAAGGAUUUACUGAUCAAAUCAGUGAUAAAGAUAUUUCUCAUAAUAUAUGUCGGAGUAAGACCGUAAGGGAGACAGAACGGAC